AUGCUACAAAAUAAGCUAAGAAACAGUCACAAUUUCAUUAAGAAAAAGGUUCAUAAUGAUCGAACAUUGUUAUGUUGUUGACGUCGGAAGAUAGGCGAUGGCAGCUAGCAGCUGAUACAUGACGUGAAUAAGGAGUUUAUUUAUUCAAAAUUACAGGGCAAAAGUUACAAAAAUGUUUGGGAAUCUGAAGAAUAAAAUAGGAGAUGUGACUGAUUUGAAAAAGCUCACAUCUCCUCAAGCAUUAGCAUCCAUGGCUGGAGGUUCCCGGCAACGUUCAUCAACACAUACACCAGGAAGCAUGACACCAAGAUCACGUCAUUCUCGACAGGCAUCAACGGCAUCACUUCAAGGACUUGGCUUACCAAUAUCCCCUCCUAGGUCUCCAACUGAUUCUAGUGAACUGGCUCUCAAUCAUGAUCGUGUGCAAGAACUAGAGCGAGAAGUUUCAAAACUACGAACUGCCUUAGAAACACAGCAAGACUCGGCUUUAGAAAGGAUAAAUGCACGAGAACAGGAGUGGAGAGCAAAGCUACAAGAAGAGAAGGAUAAAGUGAAUGCCUUAGAAAGAAAUCUUGAAGAGGGUCAGAAAAGAGAACAGCAGUUACAACAGCAAAUUGAUGGCUUCAGUGUGAGCAAGAAACAAACUGCAGAACAGCUUAAGGAUGCACAAGGGCUGGAGGCAAAGGUAAUUGAAAUGCAAGAUAACUGCGAUCAAAUGGAAGGCCUGAACACUCAAGAAAUGGCCAAAAUCAAGCACAUGUUACUGAAUACCAACGGAGAGCUUGAAACCCUCAAGAUAGAAUUAAAAACGAAGAGUGAAGCUCUUUCUAAUGCAGAAGCUCGUUUGAAUUCUGUAGCUUCCUUAGAAGAGCGAGUGCGCAUUUUGAGCGAAGAAAAGACUGAAUUGGAGAGUACAGCUGCUGGUCUUAAUCACAAACUCAGCACUCUCAACACAAGGUACACUUCUUUAGAGGAUAGCAAGGGGGAAGAGGUUCGACACUUGCAGGAACGAAUAGCAACACUUGAGCAGAGACAUUCCCAAGCUACCUUACAAGAGACAGAUAAAGUUCAGGCCCUAAUGAAGGAGAGAGAAAUGAUGGAACAUCGGAUGGAAGAAAGUCGCCAGCAAUUGAAUAAUAUAAAAUCAUCUUGGAGUGAUAAAAUCACUUCUUUAGAGAACCAAAUUCACAAUCUCAAUUUGAAAACAGCAGAAGAUCAGGCAGAUCUUAAAGCAGCAGAAGAACAAAAUAGUAAUCUCCAAACCGAACUUAGUGCCUUGAAGGAUAAAUGGUCUUCUCUUGAGGGUGAAAAGGCAGAAGUUGAAAAAAUUCUAUCCGCAGAAAUUGCUCGUCAGAAAGAAGAUAUAGAGUCUUUGCAGUGGCAACUGAACAACACCACUAAAGAAAAAGAUCAAGAGAUUUCAGCACUGCAAGAAAGAUUAAAAGUGGAAGAGGAAAAGUAUCAGGCGGGUUCAGAGAAGCUCAGAAAUAAAGAGAAAACUUUAGAGUCCCUUGAGUUGAAGUGUAAAAAUCAAGAGUGUGAGCUAGCUGCUACGAAAUCAGACAUUUUGAAAGUGAAAAAUGAUUUACAAGCUGCUCAAAGUGAGAAUAGAUCCCUCCAAGACACCGUACAUAAAGAAAGAACUAAUGCUGAGCUGCUAGAGAAAGUAAAGCAAGAAAUUCAGUCCAAAUUAGAGACUGUAAGCAGUGAGAAGAAUAGAUUAUCCUUGAAUUUAGAUGAAUAUCAUGAAAAACUCGCUUGCUCUGAAAAUUGUGUCAAAGACCUUAAAGAGGAGUCUCAGGAAAAAUCAAAUCAGAUUUCCAACCUGGAGGCAAGAGUGAAUCAGCUAGUGUGUGAUUGUGAGCAACUUAACUUACAGCUAAAAAGUAACGAAGAGGAUUUGCAACAUAAAAUUGAAGAGUCUGACACAGUUAAGACAUUGCGGGCAGCAAUUAAAGUCCUUGAGGAUGAACUCAGUGAAAAGAAACAGGCACUGAAAGUUCAGAGUCAAAGGUUGGCAGAUAUGAAGAAAACCAUCCAAAGAGAGUUCAAGUUAUCAACAGAUACAACUGAUCAUACGUCCGAUUCUCGUCCUGAACUCAGACCACUGCUGACCUCAUCUCCUGGGCCUGCUUCUCUUCCUGCUGCUAACAGUUGCCAGACUGGUGUAACUUCUAUGAAUGGCAGUGUGGAUGAAGAUGGUAUAAACAACACAUACUUGAAACAUGUUAUCAUCAAGUAUUUGACAUCGAGAGAGUAUGAAGCUGUUCAUCUGACCCGGGCAGUUGCCACUUUGCUGCACAUGACACCUGAAGAAGAGAAACUACUGAGAGAGACUCUAGAAUGGAAGAUGUCUUGGUUUGGCUCCAAACCAAACUUGGGAAAAGGUCAGGAUGCCAAGACUAUUCCACCAUCUCAAUGACCCCUGCGGUGAUGGUUUCCAUAAUUUGCAAUAUUUUUGUUAAUUUUUUCUUGUUUUAGGUAGGGUAUAUAAUAUAAGUAAUUUUGAUACAAACCAUUUUCUAUAUUUUCUAAGAUGAUUGGAUUUUAACUGUCAGUGAUAGCUUUUCAUGAACAGCAGAAUUUGGAUAUUAUUUUACAGUGAAUUACAUUGUUUGAUAUGCAAAGAAUUUUCAAUAAUGAGGACUUUAGAAUGACAAUGUUUAUAACAAAAAUAAUUCUUUUUGUUCUGAAAGAAAAUGACCUGCCAUUUAAAAUUUUAAAUAUAUAAUGAAACAGCUGUUACCACAUUUGUAAAUAAAGCUGAUGUGUCCAGAAAAGGAAUGAAUAUUCAUGAAUUCAGACUUCCAGAGCAAGAGAUCAUACAUAUUCAAGUGGUACUUUAUAAAGUUAUAUAUUAUAGAAGGAUUCUAUGCACCUGAGGUAGAAAUGCAUGGAUUUGCUUGCAUUUUUUCACUUAUUUUUUAUUACCAAGAAUAUUGAUAAUAUGUUUUAUAUUGUUAGAAAGUUAUUGAACACUCAUUUUUAUCAGAUUUGCCAUGAAUUAUUUUGUCAGGAAUAUAUGUAUCAUUUACAGAUCCAGAUAUAGAAAAAAACAUGGUCAUCCAAAAUAGUACCUCAUUUAAACAGUGUAUAACUGGCAAAUCAAAAUCGGAAGGCUUUUUUAUUUCCAGGUGUUCCAAGUUACUUUCAUGUCAAGAUCUGACAAAUGAGACAAUCCAGUCAAGGUAGAUUCUAGUUUGUCAAGAAUAGAGAUGUUAUAGACUUAGCAAGUUUGCCUGACUCUGAGCCUAGUGUGCACUGCCUCCUCCUCUUUGAUGGGAGGUAGAUUUGCUUAUCAAUGAUCUUGAAAGUUGGUGCGUCCAGUUAAUCUCGUUUAGACAAAUCUAAUCAUAGGCAUUGUUUCUAGUGCUUUUAUUCCUUCAGAUUUCCUUACUUAUUCUUGCAUAUCAUCUUCAGAAAAUGUAAAUCUUUACAAGUACUUUAAAAGUGGUUCUUGUAACUUACAAGUGUACUGUAUAGCAAGUGGUUCUUACAAGUGCUUGAGCAUGUUAAUAUUUAUAUGAGCACUUGGUUAUUUUUUGGCCAAGUACUUAAUGAGAAGUUGGAUCAUUUGAAAAGUGGCGUAUCAUUUUUUUUUUUCCUAAAAUUCUUGGAGCGUGUUCUCUGAGAAAUAUGUUAACAAACUUUUUUGAAGGAAAAGUAAAAUGAUUAUCCACAUUAUAUUUCAAUGAUUAUGAAGCUGAUUUUUUACUGCCUUAAAAGUACUAAAAUGUUGUUACUCAAGUGUUAUAGAAAGAACUAACAAAGAAAGGUUUAGGAUAAGUAAAGCUUAAAUUGCAUAGGCUAGAAGGGAGGUCCAUUUCAUAGGGCUUGAUGAUACCUUUCAAUGUGAUGUAAUUGCUUGAUGUCUGUACUACAGUGUAGAGGAUAAAUCCAAAAAUUAGAUAAUGUAACGAAAGUUUAUGCUGUUAUGGUGAUACUUUUCCUACAUUUUUUAUUUUUUUUAAGGAUUAUCAAGGUGCUAGUUUGAUUUAUAGUUGACAUACAUUACAUAUAAUGGUAUGAAUAUACGUAUCUUCGUCAUCUGCACAUUUGUUGCCAAAGAUUUUUGCCUUUAAUUUUUUUAUUUUUUGUGAUCUUUUUCUAUCCUAUAUUUGCCAUGAGUUAGUUUUUUUUUAUCUUCAAUAUUUUUUAUAUAAUGGUCAUUGUUAUUUUCAAGGUGAUUUUGUGUAUAACAUUCAGUGUGAAUCAGAACGUUGAAGUGUAGAUGUGUGUAUAUAUAUAUAAUGAAUUAUGUUUGCACUGAAUGCCUAAACCUGAACCAGAUACAGCAAAGGGCAGUUUUAGUGUCUUAAAUUUUUUUUAUAACUUAUCAAUAGAAAGUAACUUUUCCCAAAAAUUAUUUGCAAAUUACAGAUCAGUCUUAAAUAUUUAAGUAUGAUAAUGGUUUCAUAGAAAAAGCCAAAUUAAAUCUAGAAGGGGAUUAUCUUUCCAAAAUAUCUAGUAUUAAAUUGCUUGAUAAACUUAUCUUAAAACAAAUUACAAACAUGUUUCAUUUACUAAAGCCUUAGUAUUCUGUUGGGCAGACAAAAUGAAUGUGGAAUCACUGGCUGAGGUCUUCAACUCUCCAUUGCCUCAAUUUUCAGUUCUCAUUUAAGAACAGAUCCUUCUCCCAGUCACUAUAAGAAGUCACAAUAUGUAAUUCAGUUUUUCACACUACCUAUGGGAAAAAAAUGACUUCUAUACCAAGUGCUCUUUAAAUGAAUUUUCAUCAUUCUUGUUUAAUCUAACUUUUCAUAAUUCAUUUUGUAAUCUUCUAAGUCCUUAUGUGCAUAUGUCAUAUCUGACAGUAUUUUCAUCGAAGCCAUUUUUCAUUAGUUGGUGAAGGCUAUUUUUAUCACUUUGAUCCUGGAUUACUGUAAUACUUUUAAUAUGUGUAAUAAGAUGCAAGUUACUGUACUUACUCAUUAGCUUUCACUGAUGGAUGAAAGUUUCACUUGUUAUUUUAUGCUUCGGACAUGCAUUUCCUUGGAAGGGUAGCUUAACUAAUUUAAAUUCUAGCUCGGUUAGUAAAUAACUAUGCGUGUUAACAUUAAGGAUAAUUUUUGUGACAGUGGGUUUAGGAACUGUCAGGUUGACUGAUGCAAUCCAUUUGCAGUCCUGCACUUGAGUUUCAUAAUAAUAAGCAACAGUGAUAAUAGCAGUAACACACUGAACUUUGAUGUUGCUUUUUAUUUUGUUUUGCUUUAGAUUUUGUUUCAAACCUUAAAACAAAUGUCAUAAAAAGGAUUCAGUAUGUUUCUUUGAAGUUUGAAUUGUAAACCUAGCAAUUUUAGUAACAAUGCUGAUUACUUUGUCUUUGAGUCUUAGUUCAUCUUGGAGAUAUUUACACUAAAGAAAUUUAUGAAGUUAGGAAAGAUAAAUACCACUUAACACCUUUACGCAAUUGUUAUUGUAAAUGAGUUUACACUAUCACAAGUUCUUACUUAUAGGCUCAUGGGCUUCAGCUGAGAGAUUUGCUCUUAAAAUGACAGAUUAGUAUCCAGGUGACAAGAAACCAAAAGGAAUGAAUAAAAAGUAAAUGGGGCAAAAAGCACUCAAGUUUUGGGGAUGAAGGGAUGCUUAAGAGAAGCUCUAUAUCAUUUAUGUUAUAUUCAGUGCUAACAAUACAUGAUUAAUUGUGGUUAUAUGAAAAUUAUUCUAUAAAUACAUGAUAAAAAAAUAUAGAAAUUAACCCUUUAGAUGAACUUUUAAGAAUCUAUAGUGAAAAGUCUUGUAAGAUUCCUUGCUAGGAUUGGAGUCCUUUAUAUGCCUCUCCACCCACGCGCCAUCAAACUCGUAGUAAUUUUACUUUGUAAAAUAAAUAGGUUCUUACUAUGUUUAACUAUAUGAAAUAUUUCUGUCUUAGAUGCAUCCCUGGUCUACAGGCAAAGACAGGAAGUGAUGGCUUUUAAAAGUGGAGGUGGGGUCUACACUAUUAUUUUUACUAGACAACAGAAUUAAGAUUAAGAUUUAUCUUUUCUAACUAGUGUUUAACCAUCCUUUCAGCAUUAUAUUUUUUGUCUGCCUAACUGGCCUGAAGGCUGUAGUGAAAGAAAUAGGUUCAUUUUCAUGAAAAUGUUACAUUGGGAAAAAGUAAUUUUAUACUCCUAUAAAUAAGUUCAAAUUGAAGUUCUCCAAGACGACAAUUUGCUAGUUGCAUCCCAAUGCAAAUACAGAUACUAAAGCAUUUUUUAUUUGUUUUUCUGGCAGUUUUUUUUUUAUUGUUAUUUGUGGGGUUUUGUUUCAGCACUUAAAAGAAGAAUAUUUGUGACUAAUAUUAUAACUGAUUUAAUAAUUAAUAUUCAAAAUAGGAAGUGACAGGUUGUCUUGUGAUGAAAGAAUCCAAAAUUUCUUAUAUAUAUGUUUAUCUGUUUCAUUAUAGCAUUUCCACAUCUCAGUUCAUGAGCCAAAGCUGAUCCUCGCCUGCUUUAGUCUUCCCUAACUUUCGAAGAGUAAACAGCUUGAAAGGUUGAGGAGACGAAGGAAAUGCCAUAGAUAGAAAAUGAAAAUCCAUGGUGACAAUUUAUGCAACAUAGGUAGGAUAUAUAUAAUUUUCAGUGAAUUAAUGAAUGCUGUUAACAGUAUGGAAGAUGAAUAGUGUUGUUACUCAGACAAGAAAGGUGUAGAAAUGCUAGUGACUUAUUAGCACUGAAGUAAAAACCUGUAGAACUUCUCUUGUAUUCAUUUUGAAAAGUUGGUGGUCUUGGUGGCUUCGACAGCCUUCCCAAUUCUGUCUGCUGAGAUGAUUUUAGGCACCUUGUUUUUCUGUGGGGAUGAUACAGUAGAGAAUUUAUGUACUUGUUAAAAGUACACAUGCAGGUGGUUGUUAUGAAAUAUUACACUUGAAAUUAUUUACAGUAUUCUUGGAUUGCAAAUGUUUACAUUUUACAGUGUUGUGUUUAAGUACGUUUUCGAUGUACACGUAGUACAUGAAAAAUUACCAGAAGUUAGGUAAAAAUGUUAGCAUGAAGAAAAAAAAAAAAAAAAAAAAAAAAAAAAAAAAAAAAAAAAAAAAAAAAAAAAAAAAAAAAGUGUACACUUGAAAGUUAGGGAUGUGGCCAUUAUAAAAAAAAUGAGGAAAUGGUUGUGUAUGCCUUUCAAAGAUCUUAGCAUGCAUUUUCUUAAUUUGUUUAGAGAUCGCCAUAUCACAUUCCUAUACAAAAAUAUUUCAUCUUUAUAUAUUUAAAGAUGGUCAUAUUGCACUACUCAGCAAAAGCUGCUGGUUUUGAAGUACAUAUUCCCAAUAUUUUGCUAAGACAGAAUUGCACAUUUUUCUGGAAAAAUGAAGAUUUCCAUUUCCCUCUCCCUAUUCAGAUUUUUAAAAGUUACAAAAUGUAUAACUACUAGUGUCUUAGAAGUGAUAUGAAAGCUGUCAAUAAUUAACAACAUAAAAUUCUCUUCUAACGCAUCAGGUUAUUAUUUCAUGAAGUAUUGGAUAAUGAAGCUUAUAUUAAUAUAUAUGUAACUGUAUAAAUUGCACUAGUAUUAUUCACUAGGUUUUUUAUUUUAAUGAGUAUUUUUUUUAUUGAUUAUUUUAAGUUACUCUCGUAAUUUCUUUCUGGAUGUGUUACACUCUCAAAGCCUCAAAAUACCAUUGAAAAUAAAUUCUCCUUUCCUGGUGGGGGGCUUGAAUCCACAGCAGUCAAUCAACCCAGUGCAGCACCAAGGAGAUCCUCCUUGGUGGCAUAAUGAGCAAGCACUAAUCUCAGUCUUCUGACCAGCAUGGCUCUAAAUUCCUCUUGAAAAGGAUUUUUUCUUUAAUUUUCUUUAGCGUUUGAAGAUUUAAAAGAAAAUCAUAUCGUAAGAUAUUGGGAAAUAGAAAAGUAAAGAGAUCAUUUGGCCACUAAAAUCCAUCCUCAUGUAUGUUUUGAAGGAAAUAAAGAUGCUGAUAAAGCAAAACAUUGUUUUACAAUGAGCAGAUUUGCCUACUUUGUCAGCAUCCUGGAGCAUCAUAUGCUUAGGCCAGAUAGUAACCUAAAAACUAAUGAAUAGUAAUAAUGAAAUAAUGAUUAAUUAUUAUCAGAUCAAAUAUGACCAUUCCAAUUCCAGUGAGUGAUUGUUUAGAACUGCAAUAUUAUCACUUUAACUUAUUAUAACCAAGAGCAUUGAGUCCCAUUGCUAGACUUUCAAAGGGCUUGCCAUAAUUACUUGUUUUUCAGUGUUCAGUUAUGGGUGAAAAUUAUAGCACAGUAAUGCUGAAGAAGUUAGACAGCUAUGUGGGAAGUCUAAAUGAAAACUUUAAAAGUAAAAGGCAGAAAGGAGUGCAUACAACUAUGGCCAAUAAUACCUAGGCAAGAAAACCCUUGGUAUAAUCAACAGUGUGCCAUGCAAAGAUGUGUAAACGGCAGGUCAAAGACCUAUGGGAAGGGUGAGGAACACCUGAAGUAAAAAUACCUUCAAUAACUGGAAACUUAAUAAAAUAAUGAAUAAAAAGUGAACAGCUAAAACAAAUUCAACCAGUUAUUAUGUGAUUUUCUUCAUUUAAAAGAACAGCACUUCAGGUGAUCUUGUAUCUCCUUUCAAUUGGUGACACUUGGACACAGAUAUUCAAUGGAAACCACAAUCCCAGCUCUUGCAUGUAGAGGAUGCAAUUGACAGUGUAACACUGGAGUAUGUAUUUUCAGCUUUUCUAAUUUCAUCCAGCAAUGGUUGUCAUACCACUGGAACAGAUAUUUUGUCAGAGUAUACAGCGUUUAUCUAUAAUUAAACUUUACAAUGUUUAUUAAAGAUAUGAUCUUUAUUUGCACAAAGAAAGCCGCUGGGCCAUUCACUCACAGUAAUACAGUAAUAAUUACUGUGAAUAUGAAGAAGACCUUUCAAGCUAUGACUUUGUCCCAGAAGACUCUUCAUGAGCUAGUAAAUUCAAAUUUAAAAACCAAGCUUCAAGUUUUGCUAUCAAUAAAUAUUCUAAACUGAUAAUUAAUAAGAAGUAUCACUGGUUUGCAGGAGAGAGAAUGAAGACUUGUGUUUUAUAGUAAGCAUUAGGGUUAUUGUUUUACCAAGGCCUUAAUCUUUGAUGUUCCAGUUCUGUACAGCAUGUAUACUAUUUGUUAGCAAGAGGGAAAUUGAUACUUAUAUCUUAUAAUGUGAACAAAGUUAGUGUGUUAACCAACAUUAAAAAUUUAUGUAUAAAUACACAGUGUUCUUUUUAUAAAGUUUACAUUAUGUUUUACUCAUCAUUUUUAAGUACACUGUAAGAGAAAGAUUUAUUCUUUAAUAAUCUUUGGUUUGUAGUGCCUUAUUGUAUUGUCCAAAUGCAUUCUCUACUGUAAGCUCUUGCAGAAUUUUAGUUAUAUACUACAUAAAUACUUUAUUGGUUGGGGACCUUUUCACUGAUAAAACGACCGUCUCCUUCACUGGUAAAAUGCUUUCCAAGGUACAAGUUUUGUUAUUUUGAAUGUAAUGAAUUUGUAAAACUUAUUCAAGAGCCCUUGCACAGAAGCUUUCAUUUGUGGUGAAUGAAAUCCAUUGUGGUGUUAAGUGAAGUUUACAAAUUUUUUAAUGUGAGGGUCAGUAUUGAAGGCUAAUUUAAAGGUGUCAACAUUUUUAAUCACUGUUGGUAAACUGUUUUUAUUUUAUAGUCAUCUGUUGCUUGUAAAUACUAGUGUAAUAGCAUUAGGAAGUUUUGAUACAGAAUAAAUUGAAAUUGGGAUUUCACAGGUCAUAUUUCACUACAGAAUUUGUUUGUGUGUCAGAUUACUCGGUAAGCUAGUUACUGAUGAAUUGUGCCUCUACUAUUUUAUUAUUUUGUGAACAAUAUUCUCAGAAGAACCUUUGGUAUGCUCCUAUAUUACAAGUUAGAUUAGAUGCUUGUAUUCUUGCAGAGCUUUAUUGUAUAAUAUUUAUGCUUUGUAUAUGCUGAUAUUUAAAUGUUUUAUACACAUAUAUUAGGUCUAAAGAGUACAGUACAUAAUUUUAGUCAAUUAAAAGCUGCAUUAGUGACCAUGAAAACUGUCCAAUAUAGCAUAAUUUGAUCAUGCCAUAUAAAAAGAACUGUGUCAUAUUUCAGUACCUUUCAUCGCCUGUUUCUUUUCUGAUGAUUGUCCAGAUGUAUGAGGUAAGUUCUGUACAGUAAAAGUAGUUUCAUCCAGAUGCCCAUUAAUCCAGGAAAUCUGACGAUAAUCCCUCUCCUUAAUAAAGAUUAUGAUCCACAGCAUUCACAAAUGCUUUCAAGUACCAGACAAGUCUUUCACCCACCAGUUACCCAUUCAUGAGCCCACUAGCCUCAUGAACUACCUCUUUACAUAUAGUUGUGGUGGUCAGCAUUUUUAUUUUUACACAGGGGAUGAAUGAAUGAAUGCAUAUGCUACAUAUGACUUUGCUGUGCUACCUGGCUUGGUCUUACAGCAUUUAAAUGGUUUAUUGCCAUUAUUAUUGAUACUGUGUCAUGCUUCAUAGUUUCCCAGGUUCUAAAGUGGGCAAUUAUUAAGAGCAUCAGAUUUCGACAAUCACUCAAAAAAUGAAAAUUAUCAUGGAAAUAGAGGCCUUCAUAUCCCGGAACCUUCUUAAACAUCUAAUAUGUAAUUAAUGAAGAAACGAAAGACAAUUGUGUCUUUCAUGUCUAAAGAACAGUCACCAUUAGAAGCUAUGAAAAGAAAAUCCCAUUUAGUUCUACAUUAUAAGAUUACAAUAUUAAGCUAAUAACAGCAAUGCCAACCAUGAGUUAAAUCCUCUGUAGGAGAAUAUGUAAAAGAAAUAUAUCCACUAGCCUGGUACUUUUGAUAAUUUAGCACCUCUCAUGCCAUAUAGGUGCUAAAAUAAUAGACUUGUACUGUAUAAUUCUCUUGGAAUUGGGUUGUGAUCUGUCUAACUUAUAAGAAGGUUGAUGAGUAAGAAAGAGGACUUCUACCUUCAAGAUCUAAUCUGGAUCUCAAUGAGAAAUUUAGUGUUCACAACAAUGAAAUAAUGAAAAAAUAAAAAAAAUUUAACUGUCCAAACAUUCACAAGUAUAACCUUUGGUUUGCUUUGAAAUAAAAUUUGAACUGAUUAGCAAAAUUUAUACGUAUUUGUGAAUACAAAACCACAAUUUUUUGUAUAAAUAAUUCUCACCUUUUAACCUCAGAAUGCAUUGCUCACUGAUGUUGAUUUGCUGAUAAGCUUUAGAUACAGUAAUUUGUUUUGUAUUGGCUAUCAUUCAGAUUAUAAAUUGAGGCACUUGGUACUGGAUUUAUUUAACGUAUAUGAAUGGCCUGAUCAGUAUCCCCUUUUUUAUGUAUAAAAAAGUGAUGAUGCUAGAUACAGUAAUUCAUUCUGUUCUUUAGUUGAUUUAAAGACUUGAAGAGAUGGUCUGACAAAAAUUUUUUUUUUUUUUGCAGUUCCCAAACUAUGAAAUAAGCACAGGAAUUGUAGCCAAAUAUUGUUAUGGUAUGCCUUUAAAACGUAUGAAUCAGAUGCUCCAUGAUAGGAGCUGCUAAUGGUUUUGAAAUAGUAUUCAUAUUAGUGAAUCCUUUCAAAUUUUGUUGUCAGUAUUUGUAAUUGGUACAUUUUACUUAUUACACUGUCAUGAAUUACAUUACUACUUCAUUGUAUGGUAUAUCCACAUGUGCACUCAUAUUUUGGUAGGAAAAUCUUACGAGUUUUUAAUCAGUAAUUUUUCCCUAUGUUUAAACAUUAAUUCACCACUGUGAUUUUCAUUAUACAGUAAUAGUGUCUGGUUGGAUACACAAGCAUGUCAUCUCUUCAGACUUAGUUUUAAAGUCAUUUGUGGCAACCAUAUGUGUUCAUAGACUGUGAGCUAUCUUUGAAUCAACACAGUUGACAUUUUCCACCACUGUAUUUAUCUUAUUCGUAAAGAUGUUGUGAUGGUUAAAACAGCUUUUGAUUGCUUGCUUCAUUUCUAGUCAAAGCUACUGAACAUGGUUACAAAAUUUGUGAAGAUUUAUUUUAUUUCUGUUGAGACUUGUUAACAAUUUUUAUGAUAUACUGUAUGUAAUUUUGUUUUGUAUAUAACCAAAGUGUAUUUGCAUAUUUUUGGAUUAUGAUUAAAAAGUGUAAAUUAUGAUAGAUUUAAAAUGCCAGAUUUA
Molecule: messenger RNA, 12029 nt
Organism: Macrobrachium nipponense
Lineage: Eukaryota; Metazoa; Arthropoda; Malacostraca; Decapoda; Palaemonidae
Product: golgin subfamily A member 1-like
Exons: 13
Coding region: 173-2422 (749 amino acids)
Cellular component (GO): Golgi apparatus
Source: RefSeq, a predicted model, not a curated record